AGAACGAAAGACGGCGGAACUUCUCCGAAGCUGUUGCUAUGGGGACGGAGCACAAACACUCGCGUGAAGCUCGAGUCUGAUCGUGGAUUCACGCACUGAAAGGCAAAGUUUUCUUCCCGCCUAGAACCGACGCCGGAACCAAAAGGGCCUGCAGAACCGGUGGAAGAGGUGUCAUGCCAAAAAAAGCAAAGAAGAGUUUGGGGAGGACAGAAGAGGAGCGCUUGGUGCAGCUGCAGCACAGAGUCCAGGCUGAGGAGGAGAUGUCCAAGAAGAAGGAGGAGAUGCUGACACUAUUCCUGAAGGACAAGCUGCAGAAGGAGCAGAAGAACACGGCGGUGAACCUGCUGAAGGUGACCGACCGCUGGAGGUCUCUCCUGCGUCAGGCUCGGGUUGCUGAGCUACGAGGGAACAUUUCAGUAUUCCAGCAGACGUUUGAGAGGGAGGUGGACGAGCUGGACUUUAUCACUGAGAAGCUGGUGGGGGACCUGCAGGGGGCGGAGCGUCAGACCGCGCAGGUGCAGGCCAGUCACCUGCAGCACCUGGACCACCUUCUGGCUCAGGACCUCAAGCGGAUGAAGUUUCUGCACCAGCACUGGGGAGGAAACCUGCAGGAUUUGAGCUCCUCAAGCAGCUCUGAGAAGCAACAAAUGUUUGUGCAGUCUGAGGAGCAGCAGGACAAACUCCAGAGCAAAGUGGAGUCUGCAGAUCAGCACCACAAAGACACCAUGCAGGAGAUAAAAAACAUCUCCACAGAAAGAGAGAGCUGGUUCUCCACCUUUUCCGACUCAGAGAACGUUCAAGUGGGGUUAGGAGACACUCUGCACGAGAGCAUCUCCACCGUCCUCAGAUCUCUGAAGCAAAACAUCAACAGUUUGAAGAAGAACGAGGAGGAGCUGGCUCUUCGGCUGGAUCAUGUCACUCAACAACUGGAGAUCACGCUGAGACUGAAGAGCAGCGCUGAGCAGCUGAGAGACCGGCUGAGAGUCAGUGAGAGGGAGAAGGAGUUUAUGGAGGAGAACCUGACCAGCUGCAGGAACCAGAUGAACCUCCGGUUUUACCAGGCCCAGGGUCAGGAGGUUCUGGGUCGCCUGGAAACAAAGGAGCAGCUCCUCCGGCUCGCAGUGCAGGGGGACGCUGCCGCUGAGAAACUGCAGGCCACCAUCGCCCAGGGAGAGAAGGUGCUGCGAGCCGCCAAGAUGGGCCUCAAGUUGAAGCAUGAAGUUUUACCACAACUGUUUGCCCCCCUACACCUCCCCCCUGAGGAGCACACACAGGACCCUGAGGACGAUCUGGACCUGCAGCAGCAUCUCAGCAAAGCUCUGCUGCAGCGGGAAGCUCUGAGGGAAGACAAAGACGACGUAAGCCGAGAAAACGUGCAGCUCCAGCUGCUGUUGGAGCAUGAAUACGGGCUUCAUGAAGACUGCUCUCCACUGCCCACAUCUCAGGCUCCCAUCAUAUUCUCACCAGCUGCCGGGCAUCAGCACCACACUGUAAUCGAAGCGGCACACAUCGCUAAAUACUGCCUGUGAAAAAACAGGAGCACGGGUUUUGGAUCAACCUGUCAAUCUCCAGAAAUGUUCUGUUGUUGUUGAAGUGUUGAGAUCCCUGUCACCCUCUGAUGGUAAAAUAAAACCACUUCCUCAAAUGUGA
Oryzias melastigma (Indian medaka) is the source of this 1650-nucleotide messenger RNA. It is a transcript of the gene drc2, whose product is annotated as coiled-coil domain containing 65. NCBI's taxonomy places the organism in Eukaryota, Metazoa, Chordata, Actinopteri, Beloniformes, Adrianichthyidae. The transcript has 9 exons. The coding region runs from base 174 to 1529 and encodes 451 amino acids. Gene Ontology annotation, biological process: axonemal dynein complex assembly; regulation of cilium movement; cilium-dependent cell motility. The record is from RefSeq and is a predicted model, not a curated record. Gene Ontology annotation, cellular component: axoneme; axonemal dynein complex.